Messenger RNA from Syngnathus typhle (broad-nosed pipefish), 2188 nucleotides. RefSeq names its product magnesium transporter MRS2 (gene mrs2). Gene Ontology annotation, molecular function: magnesium ion transmembrane transporter activity. The coding region runs from base 128 to 1546 and encodes 472 amino acids. The transcript has 12 exons. Lineage: Eukaryota; Metazoa; Chordata; Actinopteri; Syngnathiformes; Syngnathidae. The record is from RefSeq and is a predicted model, not a curated record. Gene Ontology annotation, biological process: mitochondrial magnesium ion transmembrane transport. Gene Ontology annotation, cellular component: mitochondrial inner membrane.
UUUCUUGUGCUUGACGUCAUUGUCAUUAAGAUCUGCAGUCGAUAACUUUACUUGGAGCGCAUAGUGUCUUAUUAGCAGCUGCUAUGCAAACUAGCAACGACGGUCACGUGAAGAAGGAUACAGAAUAAUGGCAGAAAUACGGAUUGCUCUGGAGAUGAAACUACACAGAAUACUGAGCUGCCCAAGGAUGUAUCUUCCAUACAGGGGACAUUCUAAACGCCUUUUAGGCUCUGUUGGUGCCCUCUCUUGUAUGGGAGGGAAUGAAGCUCUAAAUCCCAUGGUUGGUCGUGCCAUGCUCUACUGCAAAACAUGCAAAGUGCCACCAAUGAACUACAGUGAAGCCGCUCCUGAAGCAAGUAGUCAUUUGCUUCUUGAGUCGAGAAGAAGAGGUUCAGCAAGAAACAAGAACCUACUGAGAGGAGGAGGAGCAUGGCCUGUGUCCUUUGUCCGCCACAGAAUGACAGAAGCUCCUCUUUCCACUGUGCCGCCACCUUUUGUCGUGAUGAGAUUUGACCAAGAGGGAAAUGUCACAUCAUUCGAGAAAAAGAAAACAGAGCUUUGUCAAGAGCUAAGUCUUCAGGCGAGGGAUCUUCGCUUUCAGCACAGUACCAGCCUCACCACUAGAAACAACUGCAUUAUCCUACGAAUGGAGACGUUGAAAGCCAUUGUGACUCCCCAUUGCCUUUUGGUGCUGGAUUUCCGUGGGCUGGGGUUAGAACGCUGGCUCGUCCUGGAGCUCGGCCCGCAGCUGACCUCACAGACGCACUCCCUGCCUUUUGAGUUCAGGGCUCUGGAGGCCAUCCUGCAGCACAGGGUCAACAAUUUACAAACUCGCCUCAACAAAGUUGAACCGGAGAUAUUGGACGUUUUGGAGUCUCUGGUGGAUCCGAAAAUCCUGUCAGCUGAUCGAAGUAAACUGCACGUACUGCUGCAGAACAGUAAGAGUUUAUCAGAGUUGGAGACGGACAUUAAGGUUUUCAAAGAGUCCCUGCUGAAGAUUUUAGAUGAGGACGAAAUCAUUGAAGAGCUGUGUCUCACCAAGUGGACAGACCCGAGAGUAUUUGAGGAGAGCAGUUUGGGGAUUGACCAUGCAGAGGAGAUGGAACAUUUACUGGAUAAUUACUACAUGCAGGCUGAAGAGUUAAGCAACAAGGCCAGAGAGUUGAAAGGCCUCAUCGACGACUCGGAGAGUGUCAUCUUUAUCAAUCUGGACAGCCAUCGAAAUGUGAUGAUGCGUUUGAACCUGCAACUGACUAUGGGGACCUUCUCACUCUCCUUAUUUGGUCUCAUUGGCGUAGCCUUUGGAAUGAAUUUGGAGUCGACUUUUGAAGAGGACCCUCGUGUUUUUUGGCUGGUUACAGGAUUCAUGUUCCUUGGCAGCGGCCUGAUUUGGAGGCGAUUGUUGUCAUUUCUAGGACGACACCUAGAACCUACAUUAUUACCACCAGUGAGUAUAUAUGCCUUAAAUAGUGUGAGAAGAUUCAUUUCGAUUGUCUUUUUGUUGUGGUUCUUUGAUAGAUUCCUCCAGUUUGGAAGAGAAAUCUGAAAGCAUCAGACAUGAAGACUGGAUUGAGGUGAUGCUAGCUUUAUAUCUUGAACCUUUAGCACUUUUAAGGCCAUCAAACUGACCUCAUGUAUUUGACAAAGAUGCAAAUUAGUUGCUUCCCUUCACCCACUUCAGAGUGUGUCAAGUGUUAUUUCCUUGCCUUACUUGUUACUGCAAUGUACCAUAAUCUUCUAAAGUGUCUGUUAUUUCGGGAUAAUUAGACAAAUAUUUUUGUGUGUAGCUAUUUAAUUCCACAAAAUGCUUCAUCUUUCUGUGGGUGCAGGUUUUUUUUGUCAGAAUUUAGUUGAACUUAAACAAUUUGACUUGUAAUUUGUGUAUUUUAUCUUGAUUCUGUAUUUUGAAGUCAUACAAAGAGGAAAAGCAGAUAUUAAAUUAUAUAACUAGUUUUGGUAACAUUUUUACAUUGUUGCAUGUUGCCUCGUUUAUUCAAUACACAGAAUAUCUAAUCAAAAUAGGACACGUUUUAACUGAUUUUUUUUUUAAAUGUUUAAUUUUGAAUAUUUUUUUUUAAAUGAUCACCUAUUGUAAUAAAUUUGAGGAUGACAAUUAAAACGGAUGCCUGAUGCUUUUAAUGUUAAAAUAAGACAAUAUUUUGGUGUGAAUAAAUUUGGCGUAAUGAUG